AUGUCUGAUCCGGAUCAGUAUACCGUUGAGACGCUUUCGACAAAUGACAAUGAUCAUUAUACCCUGGGAGAAAUUGGAAGCCACCAGGUCGUUAUUGCUGUUCUUCCAGAUGGAGAAUAUGGGGUGUCAACCGCGGCAUGUGCUGCUAGGGAUAUGCUACACAGCUUUCCAAACAUCCGAUUCGGCUUGAUGGUUGGGAUUGGCGGGGGUAUACCAAUGAAGCAGGACAUCCGUCUCGGUGACGUUGUAGUAAGCUCGUGUCGUGGUGGACAUGGUGGUUUGGUCCAAUAUGACUUCGGCAAGGAAUUACAAGGCCAGGACUUUCUUCAAACAGUGCGGUUAAACCAGCCACCUCUCAUCCUGCGCACUGCAGUAGCCGGACUCCAGGCGCAGUAUGAGGAGGGUGAAGUCUGA
Molecule: messenger RNA, 414 nt
Organism: Aspergillus bombycis
Lineage: Eukaryota; Fungi; Ascomycota; Eurotiomycetes; Eurotiales; Aspergillaceae
Exons: 2
Coding region: 1-414 (137 amino acids)
Biological process (GO): nucleoside metabolic process
Molecular function (GO): catalytic activity
Source: RefSeq, a predicted model, not a curated record